Funneliformis mosseae is the source of this 167-nucleotide messenger RNA. The record is from the annotation of a GenBank genome assembly. Lineage: Eukaryota; Fungi; Glomeromycota; Glomeromycetes; Glomerales; Glomeraceae.
GUAUUGAUCUUGUCAUUUUUGAAGGUGAUGAUACUAUUCUUGAAAGUUUAUUUAAAGAAUCAGAUUCAUUACUUGAUUCCAGAGCUAUUGAUGAUCUAUUUAAAGAAAAAAAAUCAUCAAUUGGACUAUUUGCUCUUGAAUCUACUAUUAACAUUGUUCUUGAUUAA